This is a messenger RNA of Odobenus rosmarus divergens (Pacific walrus), 1932 nucleotides long. RefSeq names its product poliovirus receptor-related 1 (herpesvirus entry mediator C) (gene NECTIN1). The transcript has 6 exons. Lineage: Eukaryota; Metazoa; Chordata; Mammalia; Carnivora; Odobenidae. Gene Ontology annotation, cellular component: adherens junction. The coding region runs from base 173 to 1723 and encodes 516 amino acids. The record is from RefSeq and is a predicted model, not a curated record. Gene Ontology annotation, biological process: homophilic cell-cell adhesion; heterophilic cell-cell adhesion; protein localization to cell junction.
GCGGCCGCGCCGAUCGCACCCAGCCCACCCCGCCCCGGCCGACGGCUGCGGCUGACCUGGAUCCUCGGAGCGCCCGCCGGCCGGCAGCGAUCGGCCUUCGUCUUCCGGGCUGGUUUCUGGAGAGCGGGGAGCGCUCUCCUCGCGGCCCCUCUCGCCGGACCCCCGGACCCCGAUGGCUCGGAUGGGGCUUGCGGGCGCCGCUGGACGCUGGUGGGGACUCGCUCUCGGCUUGACCGCAUUCUUCCUCCCAGGCCCCCACGCCCAGGUGGUCCAGGUGAACGACUCCAUGUACGGUUUCAUCGGUACGGAUGUGGUGCUGCACUGCAGCUUUGCCAACCCGCUGCCCGGCGUGAAGAUCACCCAGGUCACGUGGCAGAAGGCCACCAAUGGCUCCAAGCAGAAUGUGGCCAUCUACAACCCAGCCAUGGGCGUCUCCGUGCUGGUCCCCUACCGCGAGCGCGUGGAAUUUCUGCGGCCCUCCUUCACCGACGGCACCAUCCGCCUCUCCCGCCUGGAGCUGGACGACGAGGGAGUCUACAUCUGCGAGUUCGCCACCUUCCCCGCCGGCAAUCGAGAAAGCCAGCUCAACCUCACCGUGAUGGCCAAACCCACCAACUGGGUAGAGGGUACCCAGGCAGUGCUUCGAGCCAAGAAGGGGCAGGACAAUAAGGUCCUGGUGGCCACCUGCACCUCGGCCAAUGGGAAGCCUCCCAGCGUGGUGUCCUGGGAAACACGCCUGAAGGGCGAAGCGGAGUACCAGGAGAUCCGGAACCCCAACGGCACGGUGACUGUCAUCAGCCGCUACCGCCUGGUGCCCAGCCGGGAAGCCCACCAGCAGUCCCUGGCCUGCAUUGUCAACUACCACAUGGACCGCUUCCGGGAGAGCCUCACCCUCAACGUGCAGUAUGAGCCUGAGGUGACCAUCGAGGGGUUUGAUGGGAACUGGUACCUACAGCGAAUGGACGUGAAGCUCACGUGCAGAGCCGAUGCUAACCCCCCAGCCACCGAGUACCACUGGACCACGCUGAAUGGCUCUCUCCCCAAGGGCGUGGAGGCCCAGAACAGAACCCUCUUCUUCAGGGGGCCCAUCAACUAUAGCCUGGCAGGGACCUACGUGUGUGAGGCCACCAACCCCAUUGGCACGCGCUCGGGCCAGGUGGAGGUCAACAUCACAGAAUUCCCCUACACCCCGUCUCCUCCCGAACAUGGGCGGCGCGCAGGGCCAGUGCCCACGGCCAUCAUUGGGGGCGUGGCGGGGAGCAUCCUGCUGGUGGUGAUCGUGGUCGGAGGGAUCGUGGUGGCCCUGCGCCGGCGCCGGCACACCUUCAAGGGCGACUACAGCACCAAGAAGCAUGUGUACGGCAAUGGCUACAGCAAGGCGGGCAUCCCCCAGCACCACCCGCCCAUGGCCCAGAACCUGCAGUACCCGGACGACUCGGAUGAUGAGAAGAAGCCCGGGCCCCUGGGCGGGAGCAGCUAUGAGGAAGAGGAGGAGGAGGAGGGCGGCGGGGGGGGCGAGCGCAAGGUGGGCGGCCCCCACCCCAAAUACGACGAGGACGCCAAGCGGCCCUACUUCACCGUGGAUGAGGCGGAGGCCCGUCAGGACGGCUACGAGGACCGGACUCUGGGCUACCAGUAUGACCCCGAGCAGCUGGACUUGGCCGAGAACAUGGUUUCUCAGAACGACGGGUCUUUCAUUUCCAAGAAGGAGUGGUACGUGUAGCUGCCUCCCUCCAGAGCCUCUGUCUGCGCCCCUUUCUCCCCAGCCCCCACCCGCACGCCCCCUGCCCAUCCCCGCGCCCGCUCCUGCAGGAGCUCCACAGAGACUCACCCAGCUUCCCAAAGCCAGCCCCACACUCCUGGGGAGCGGGGAGCCCAGGACAGAUGCGACCUGGCUUGGUUUUGAUUUCCUCCCCGUCACUGGCCCUCCCC